This is a messenger RNA of Leptinotarsa decemlineata (Colorado potato beetle), 2170 nucleotides long. RefSeq names its product Reduction in Cnn dots 1 (gene Rcd1). Gene Ontology annotation, biological process: positive regulation of transcription by RNA polymerase II. Lineage: Eukaryota; Metazoa; Arthropoda; Insecta; Coleoptera; Chrysomelidae. Gene Ontology annotation, cellular component: NSL complex. The record is from RefSeq and is a predicted model, not a curated record.
UUCGAGGUUGGCAGCACUGGAGACUAGCAACUAGCACAGAAUAGUAAACAAUAUUCUACGAGACUAUUGUUUUAUUGUUAAGUUUAUAAAGGUUUAAAGGAAUGAGUGAUAUUCGCCGAAAAUAUCGGAAGAUUAUACGGAAGCCCAAGAUGAUUUAAAAUUUUCAUAUAAGACUUAUUAGAACACCGACGCUCGUAAAUUUAUUUUUUGAGCUUGAUAAACCACCACGUAAUUUCUGUAAGAAUUUAACUUGGGUUAAGUGAGUGUAACCUGUGAAAGAAAUAUGGUGGUGGAAGAAAUAUCAAAAUACACCUAUCCUACGCAACUCACUAACUCCUUUGAUAGAGAAAAUUGGACGGUAUCAACGGAUCACUGUUAUGCACGACCCUGGAAUUGGAGACCCGAUGCCAGUUUUUUACGUCCCACCAAAACUUUGUUUGUUCGAAAACUGAUCCCUGAGAAACCUAAAACAGCUAAUUCACUUAUGCCACUUGAAGCAGAUGAUAUAAUUGAUGUAGUUACAAAUCCUGAAAUCCCUGCACCAGUCUACGAUGAAAAUAAGGCCAAAAAUGUCAUGGAAGAGUGUGAAAGACAUGCUUUUGCUGCUAGAAUGGAAAAUGAAGAAGACUGGGAUGAAAAAAUAUCGAAGAUUAAUUGGAGUAACGGUCAACAUAAAGUAUUCAGUAGUAUGACGAAUAUAUUGAAUAAUUUCAAUUUGGCAAAAUUGGCUCUAAAAGGAAUACACAAUGAACCAUUAUUAAGGAGAAAUGUGAUUGAUAAAGCAGUGCAAAGAGUGAGACGCCUAUUCGCUUCUGUCACUUGGGACCCAAAAAUCACACAGUGGCUACAUCAACUGCUUAUAGACAACCUUGGCCCUCACUAUUUAGCAUGUUACCUUGAUAUAUUACAGACAUUGAAAUACAAAUUACCAGCCUUUGCAGAUAAAAUGAUGUACUCGUCAAGUUCUUCACUUCGAAUAGGUUCUUUGAACAAUAUGAAUUUAAUGUCACUGCUUGAGAAAUACUGGGAUCCUUUAGCUUCAAGUUUGAUGCAGGAUAAACCAAAAAAGCUUCCUGGAAAUCCAGUAUUAGUCAUUGUUCCCACAGGGCCUGUCAUCACUAAAAUGAUACACAAAUGGAUAAAAUUACUAUCUCAUCUGGCUACUGUCGUCACUAUUCCAACAAACUUUGGUUUAUCUAGUCAUCGAAUGGCCAUGCCCAGCAUACUUGACCAGCUUUUUUCCGUUACAAGAGGUAAAAUUCAGGAUGUCAGGGAGGAUUAUCCAGGACGGCAUAUUAUUUUAGUGGGAUUUGGCAGUGGUGCAUCACUGGCUCUCCAAGUGGCUCAAGUUGAAAACAUUAUGUGUGUUGUCAGUAUAGGUUUUUCACUGUUAACUGCAGAAGGUAGUAGAGGUGAACCAGAUGAUAACUUAUUGGAACUUCAAUGUCCAGUAUUGUUUGUUAUUGGGCAAUGCUCUAAUACAUCCUCGCAAGAAGAUCUUGAAGAACUAAGAGAGAGAAUGAGAGUAGAGACGGGAUUGAUUGUAGUUGGUUCUGCUGAUGAUAAUUUGAGAGUUACAAAGAAGAAGAAGAAUGCAGAAGGAAUAACACAGAGUGUUAUAGAUAGAUGCAUUGUUGAUGAAGUAGGCGAGUUCAUAAGCAGCAUAAUCCUGUCUCCAUAUCCUCCCCAAAUCCGCCAGUCUCCUACCCAUGUACCUCCUGACAUUCCAGUUAAAAAAGGUAAACCUGAGCGAAAGCGCUACAACUCUAACACAAGCUCUUUGGAUAGUGAACCACCAUCUCCAAAACCUAGGACUACUCGACCAGUUGGUCGACCACCAGGAUCAAAAACAAAAAACCGUCUUGGUCUUGAAGCGAAAUGGGCCCAGCAAAUGGCUCAAGGUAACACGCGUCCUUCAUCUCCUACUCCUAGUCCUCCACCUCCCUAUCCCAAAAUUCCCACACCCGAUACAUCUUCUACUGAUAGUUCUCAGCCUGAUAAACACUUUCCAAAAACCACUGACCCUAGCGUUAAAAAAAUAAAAACACUCAAACCAGUUGUCAGCUCAGAUAAAACACCAACAACAUCACCUUUAAAAAGUUUAUCAACAACGCCAGCGAGAAUGCAAGCUUAUGGACUUAAUAGAUCUGUUCUGCAAGGAAAUAUGGAA